This is a messenger RNA of Carlito syrichta (Philippine tarsier), 1755 nucleotides long. Its product is annotated as guanylate-binding protein 5. NCBI's taxonomy places the organism in Eukaryota, Metazoa, Chordata, Mammalia, Primates, Tarsiidae. Gene Ontology annotation, molecular function: GTP binding; GTPase activity. The record is from RefSeq and is a predicted model, not a curated record. The transcript is spliced from 10 exons.
AGUAACAUCUUAGACAUGGCUCCAAGAAUCAACAUGCCAGAUCCUGUGUGCCUCAUUGAGAACACUGAGGGGAAACUGAAAGUUAACCUGGACGCUUUGGAGAUCCUGUCUGGCAUUACAAAGCCUGUGGUGGUGGUGGCUAUUGUGAGCCUCUACCGCACGGGCAAAUCCUACCUGAUGAACAGGCUGGCAGGAAAGAACAAGGGCUUCUCUGUUGGAUCCACGGUGCAGUCUCAUACCAAAGGAAUCUGGAUGUGGUGUGUGCCUCAUCCUAAGAAGCCAGGCCACACCCUAGUUCUACUCGACACAGAAGGCCUGGGAGAUAUAGAGAAGACUGACAACAAGAAUGAUACCCAGAUCUUUGCACUGACUCUCAUUUUGAGCAGCACUUUGGUGUACAAUACCAUGAACAAAAUUGACCAGGGAGCUAUCGAUUUACUGCACAAUGUAACAGAACUGACAGAUCUGCUCAGGGCAAGAACCUCACCAGACCUUGAUGGAGCUGAAGAUGCUGCUGGUAGCAUGAGUUUCUUUCCAGACUUAGUGUGGACUCUGAGAGAUUUCUGCUUAGACCUAGAAAUAGACGGGCAACUCAUCACAGCAGAUGAAUACCUGAAGAAUUCACUGAGGCCAAAGCAAGGUAGUGACCAAAGGAUUCAAAAUUUCAAUUUGCCCCGUCUAUGUAUACAGAAGUUUUUUCCAAUAAAGAAAUGCUUUAUCUUUGACUCUCCCACUUACCAAAAGAAGCUUGCCCAUCUUGAGACACUGCAUGAUAAUGAGCUAGAUCCUGAAUUUUUGCAGCAAGUGGCAGAAUUCUGUUCUUACAUCUUCAGUCAUUGUAUGAUCAAAACUCUUCCAGGAGGUAUCAAGGUCAAUGGACCUCGUCUAAAGAACCUGGUGCUGACCUAUGUCGAUGCUAUCAGCAGUGACAAUCUUCUCAGAAUGGAGAACGCAGUCCUUGCCUUGACCCAAAAAGAGAAUUUGGCUGCAGUACAAAAGGCCGUUGCUUACUACGACUGGCAGAUGGGCCAGAAGGUGCAGCUGCCCACAGAAACAUUUCCGGAGCUGCUACACUUGCAUCUAGCCAGUUCUUUCUGAAAAGUAUUUCUAGCAUCUUCACUAUGGAUUUUUAUCUCUUUGAAGAGACUACUGAAUAAAAAGAAGAAAAACAUUUUUAAACAGAACGUGGAAGCGUCGUCGAAUCGUUGCUCAGCUUUACUGCAGGAUAUUUUUGGUCCUCUGGAAGAAGCAGUGAAGAAGGGAAUUUAUUCUAAGCCAGGAGGCCAUAAUCUCUUCAUUCAGAAGGUAGAAGAGCUGAAGGCAAAGUACUAUCAGACACCUGGAAAAGGAAUAAAGGCUCAAGAAGUUCUGCAGAAAUAUUUAAAGUCCAAGGCAUCUAUGAGUGAUGUGAUCCUUCAGGCAGACCAGGCUCUCACAGCAAGGGAACAAAAGAUGAAAGUGGAAUGUGUGAAAGCGGAGGCUGCAAAGGCUAAUGCACAAAGGUUGGAGGCAAUCCAAAGGAGGAACCAGGAAAGAAUGAAGCAGCUGGAGAGACUCCAUCAGGAACAAGUGAGACAGAUGGAGCUAUCCAGAAAAAAUUGGAUGACAGAGAUAAGGAGGACGCAGGAACGUCGUUUCCAGGAAGAGACUGAAAAGCUCAAGGCGUCAAUCCAAGCUGAACACAGAAGACUUCAUAAUGAGGUCCAGCAGCUCCAAAGGACUGUUAAUGCAGAUGAUUCAUGUAUCUUACUCUAA